AUGUAUCGGAAGUUGUCUAAGUUAGAACACUCGGAAAUAAAACAACUUCUUACAGAAGCUAACAUAGAUGUUGCAAAGCAUUACGCAACAAACAAAAAAGCACUCGCUGACAUCCUCAAUGACUACAAUGGUGCAAUAAGUUAUGAUAGAAUUCAUGAGUUCAUAAAGCCGCAACGCGGCGAGGACGAAUUCCAUGCAAGAGCAUUUCCUUUAAAUGACGUUGCUAUUGACUUAUAUCAUAGACGUUCAGUACCUCAUGAAGUAAGGCGUGAGAUGUUUGACAUAACAAAUGCGAACGUUGGUCAUACUCGUAAAGCUCUUUCUCAUGAUGUUCGUCAAGAGAUGUUUGAACUUACGAACUCAAACGUUGGUGAAACACGAAAGAGAGAUGACACACUGAAACAACAGAGAAGAGAGAUGUUUAAAAAUUCUAUAGAACAAGUUCGCAAAGCUAACGAUGUCAUUCGUUCCAUUGACGACAAACCAAAAGAAGGUGAGAGAUGGUUAAAGAAAGAUGAAGAGAAUAGGAAGAGAAAUGUGAAGUCAGGCAAUAGACUCAUUGACUUUAACAUCGAAGCUUUAGAUGAACCAAACAGAGACUACUUACACAAACAUUUCGGUAAGGUUUUCAUGAGACUCUUAGAGAAGAUUAAAAUAAACUCCCAACAAAGAUGGAUGGUAUGUUAUAAACUUGGUGGAAAGUAUGAAUGUUCUACGUUAAACCUCAAUAAUAUUGGAACAUUACUACAUCAGCUCUUGAAGGAGAACUUUAUAUCAGAGAUAGAAGCAAAUGCUGCAGGUAUUGUUGAAAUGCACUAUGACUUCUUCUUGACAAACAUAAAG
Messenger RNA from Trichomonas vaginalis G3, 843 nucleotides. RefSeq names its product organellar and viral DNA polymerase type B. The transcript has a single exon. NCBI's taxonomy places the organism in Eukaryota, Parabasalia, Trichomonadida, Trichomonadidae. The record is from RefSeq and is a predicted model, not a curated record. The annotation marks the transcript as partial.